AUGAAAUAAGAUUAUGAUCGUAUUGAUAAGGACACUUUAAGAAGAGAUCAUUAACUAAAUGGGUUAUUAUCCAAGAUUCGAGAUAGUGUGAUGAAAGGUUAGAUUGUAGAAGUUAAAACAAGAGCGAACUCAUAAUAUUAAGUAAAAAUAUUGAUCAAAUUAGUUAGAAAAUAAUUCAAAGUAGAGUUCUGGGGUUUCAUCAAUGAGUAAUUCUUUAAUUAAAAAUCACAAAUCAAAUUAAAAUGAGAUUAUAAGAGAUUUAGAUGAAAUCAUUAUAUCAUCUGAACGUGAUAAUCAAUAAAUAAUUCGAUUGACUAAUUCAUUUUGUUAAUCCCCUCCUAAAGUGAAAUGUGAAAUUGUAAAACCUGUUGUCUUAGAUCAUCAUUUAUCAUCUGAAAUAACAUUUGAAUCAUUUCCAAGUAAACUAGAUAUAAAUAAUACUCUCUAUACGGUUGAUAAAUAAUUAGAUGAUAUCGAAACUAAUUAAGACACUGGAAAUUGUGUUGAGUUCAUUAAAAUACUAAAAAAAAUAACUGAAGAUUUAUAAGAAUAUAUGAAAAAAAACAUAGAUUCAAAAAAAUUAUAAAUAGCUAAUGGAAUUCAAAUGGUAAGGACGUUAUGCUUAUUAACACGAUUUUAUAAAUAAAUAGCAGAUUUUCCACAUGCAAUAAGAUCAUUAAAAAAAAUAAAAAGAAUGUUUAAAAUUUCUGAUCCUAAUUUAAUAGGAAAAAUAUAAAUCGAAUUAGGGAAAUUAUAUUUUCUAAAUUAAUCCUAUGUCAUUGCUUAAAAGAUUUUUUAUGAAGCUCUCUUACAUUAUGAAAAGUUGCAAUGGAAAUCAGAAAUUUCAUAUAUUUUAUUAUGGAUUGCUAAAUUAAAUUCAUGGACAAGUAUAAAAUUAAAUAUAAAUUAGAAAAUUUUGAAAUUGCUAAAAAGUUGAUUUAUGGGGCUAUUUCAAUUUUAAAGGAAUAUCUUGAAGAUGAUGAAGAAUAAAUAGCUGAAGCUUAUGUUAUUUUAGGAGAAUGCGAUUACAUAGCCAAAAAUUAUGAAUAAGCAUUAUAAUUUCUAAUGAAAGCAAUUUAAAUAAAGUUUAAUAAGUAUUAAACCUACAAUCACAUAAAAUUUGUAGAGGUUUACAAUUUAGUAGGAUUGACUUAUAGGUUGGUUCCUGA
Molecule: messenger RNA, 1169 nt
Organism: Paramecium pentaurelia
Lineage: Eukaryota; Ciliophora; Oligohymenophorea; Peniculida; Parameciidae
Source: the annotation of a GenBank genome assembly